AUAAAUGAAAUAAUAACAAAUAUAAAUUAAAUUAGAAGAAGAUGUUUGUAAAACGUCUCAUUAUGUUAUUGCAGAGAAGAGAUCAUCGGCAAAGCUCCGAUCGGAACAAAUCACUAAGCAGAAAAGGUUUGAGUAUUCAUUCAAGUUUUGAUUGCAAAAAAUAGAAAAGAAGAAGAUGGGUUUUGAUGAGGCCUUGAACUGGUACUGCAAGCCAAUCGCAAAAGGAUUUUGGGAGAAAGCACCGGAUGGUGCGUUUGGUGCCUACACGCCGUGUGCUAUUGACUCGUUAGUGAUGAUUGCUUCUCACCUAGUGCUACUGAGUCUUUGUUUCUACCGGAUAUGGAUCACCUUGGACAAUGCCAAAGCAGCUCAGGUUUAUGUUUUGAGGAACAUGUACUACCAUUGUGUGCUGGGAAUUUUGGCUUGUUACUGUUUCAUUGAGCCUGUUCUGAGAUUGGUCAUGGGGAUUUCUCUUUAUGACGUGGGUGGAGAGACUGAUCUUCCUCCCUUUGAGUUUGCAUCCUUAAUGGUUGAGGCAUUCGCUUGGUUCUCCAUGCUUGUUUUGAUUGGACUCGAAACCAAACAAUACGUCAAAGAGUUUCGAUGGUAUGUUAGAUUUGGUGUUGUUUAUGUUUUGGUUGCUGAUACUGUCCUGCUGGACCUUGUGUUGCCUCUCAAGAACUCAAUUGAUAGAACUGCUCUAUAUCUCUUUAUCAGUUCAACAUGUUGCCAGGCUCUCUUUGGAGCUCUUCUCCUUGUUUACAUUCCUGAACUGGAUCCUUAUCCAAGUUACCAUAUUCUAAACAAUGAACCGUUAGAGAAUGUUGAAUAUGAUGCACUUCCUGGGGGAGAGCACAUAUGUCCAGAGCGAUAUGCCAGCAUAUUAUCCGGAAUAUACUUUAGCUGGAUGACGCCGCUUCUGCAGUUAGGCUACAGAAAGCCUAUAACCGAGAAGGAUGUUUGGCAAUUAGACAAAUGGGACCAAACGGAAACUCUGAUAAAAAGAUUCCAAAGGUGCUGGACUGAAGAAUCACGGAGACCUAAGCCACGGCUACUCCGAGCACUAAAUAGUAGCCUUGGUCGAAGAUUCUGGUUGGGUGGUAUUUUCAAGGUUGGGCAUGAUCUUUCUCAAUUUGUUGGACCGGUUAUACUGAGCCAUCUACUGCAGUCAAUGCUAGAAGGUGAUCCAGCUUGGGUUGGCUAUGUCUAUGCUUUCUCAAUUUUCGUUGGUGUGACACUUGGAGUGCUCUGUCAAUCUCAGUACUUUCAACAUGUUGGGCGAGUAGGAUUUCGGUUAAGGUCAACUUUGGUUGCAGCUAUAUUCCACAAAUCAAUAAGACUAACUCAUGAAGCUCGCAAGAAUUUUGCAUCUGGGAAGAUCACAAACAUGAUCACGACUGAUGCUAAUGCACUGCAGCUAUUAGCAGAACAGCUCCAUGGUUUAUGGUCAGCUCCCUUUCGCAUCAUCGUGUCUAUGAUUCUUCUCUAUCAACAACUAGGAGUUGCUUCAAUUUUGGGCUCAUUGAUUCUGUUUCUUCUUAUUCCUCUCCAGACUCUGAUUGUAAGAAGAAUGCGGGAACUGACUAAAGAAGGACUCCAGUGGACUGACAAAAGAGUCAGUAUCAUAAAUGAGAUUUUGGCAUCCAUGGAUAUUGUAAAAUGUUAUGCAUGGGAGAAGAGCUUCGAGCCUCGAAUUCAAGGAAUUAGAAAUGAAGAGCUCUCAUGGUUUCGUAAAGCACAGUUACUAUCAGCAUUCAAUAGUUUUAUACUAAACAGCAUACCAGUAGUUGUGACCGUGGUUUCAUUUGGGGUUUUCGUUCUGCUUGGAGGAGAUUUGACACCAGCAAGGGCAUUUACAUCUCUUUCUCUAUUCGCAGUGCUAAGAUCUCCUCUCAACAUGCUACCAAAUCUUAUAAGUCAGGCUGUUAACGCAAAUGUUUCACUGCAACGCAUUGAGGAACUACUUUUAAGUGAAGAGAGAAUUCUAGCACAAAACCCACCUCUUCAACCAGGAGCUCCAGUCAUUACAAUUAGAAAUGGAUAUUUUUCAUGGGAUUCAAAGACAACCAAGCCCACAUUAUCCAAUAUCAAUUUGGAAAUACCAGUGGGCAGCUUGAUUGCCAUUGUAGGUGGAACUGGAGAAGGUAAGACAUCACUUAUUUCGGCAAUGCUGGGGGAGUUAUCUCAUGCUGAAACCUCAAGUGUUGUUAUUAGAGGCUCCGUAGCUUAUGUUCCUCAAGUUUCCUGGAUCUUCAAUGCCACUGUGCGUGAAAACAUUUUAUUUGGGUCAGAUUUUGAGUCUGAGAGAUAUAGGAGGGCUAUUGAUGUGACUGCCUUACAACACGAUCUUGAUUUGCUUCCAGGCGGUGAUCUUACUGAGAUUGGAGAACGUGGGGUGAAUAUUAGUGGAGGACAAAAGCAGAGAGUUUCAAUGGCUAGGGCAGUCUACUCAAAUUCAGAUGUUUACAUAUUCGAUGAUCCCUUGAGUGCUUUAGAUGCUCAUGUUGCUCACCAGGUCUUUGAUCGCUGCAUGAAGGAUGAGCUGAAGGGGAAGACGAGGGUUCUUGUCACAAAUGAACUACAUUUUCUUCCUUUGAUGGAUAGAAUAAUUUUAGUCUCCGAAGGAAUGAUUAAGGAGGAGGGAACCUUUGCAGAGCUGUUAAAUAAUGGGAGUUUGUUCCGGACACUAAUGGAAAAUGCUGGGAAAAUGGAUGCAACGCAAACGGGGACGAAAAAAGACGACAAAGGCUUGAAGCCGGAUCCUACUAUCACAAUUGAUGUGAAUGAAGGAAAUGUAGACCGGACCAAGCUAGGAAAACAGGGAAGAUCCAUUCUUGUAAAGCGAGAAGAGCGGGAAACUGGCAUCAUUAGUUGGGAUGUUCUGAUGAGGUAUAAAAAGGCAGUAGGCGGCGUAUGGGUAGUUAUGAUUCUUUUUGCAUGCUAUUUAACAACUGAAGUUCUCCGAGUUUUAAGUAGCACGUGGUUAAGUAUUUGGACUGAUCAAAUCACGUCAAAGAGUCAUAGUCCCGGUUUCUACAUUGUCGUAUAUGCUCUUCUCGGAUUUGGUCAGGUGGCUGUCACUUUUACCAAUUCUUUUUGGCUGAUGACAUCAAGUUUACAUGCCGCCAAAAGACUCCAUGACGCGAUGCUGAAUUCUAUCCUAAGAGCUCCUAUGCUCUUCUUCGAAACAAACCCAACUGGACGUGUAAUAAACAGAUUUUCUAAGGAUAUUGGUGAUAUAGAUAGAAACGUGGCCAACCUGAUGAAUAUGUUCAUGAACCAGCUGUGGCAACUCCUCUCGACAUUUGCACUCAUAGGUACCGUCAGUACAAUUUCAUUGUGGGCAAUAAUGCCACUCCUAAUACUGUUUUAUGCAACAUAUAUCUACUAUCAGAGCACAUCCCGCGAAGUUAGACGUUUGGAUUCUGUUACUAGAUCACCUAUUUAUGCACAAUUUGGAGAAGCUUUGAAUGGUUUGCCAAGCAUCCGAGCCUACAAAGCCUAUGAGCGGAUGGCCAAGAUUAAUGGAAAAUCCAUGGACAACAACAUAAGGUUCACUCUUGCAAAUACUAGCUCAAACCGUUGGCUCACUAUAAGAUCAGAGACUCUUGGGGGUGUCAUGAUUUGGUUAACUGCAACUUUUGCGGUUUUGCGAUAUGGGAAUGUAGAGAACCAAGCUGUUUUUGCAUCUACGAUGGGGCUCCUUCUUAGUUACACUCUGAAUAUCACUACUCUGUUAAGUGGUGUUCUAAGGCAAGCUAGCAAGGCAGAGAACAGCUUAAAUUCUGUUGAGCGUGUUGGCAACUACAUUGAUCUUCCUUCUGAGGCUUCAGAUAUAAUCGAGAAUAAUCGUCCAAUAUCUGGAUGGCCUUCAAGAGGAUCAAUUAAAUUUGAAGACGUUCACCUUCGUUAUAGACCCGGGCUUCCUCCAGUAUUGCAUGGACUGACCUUUUCUGUUUCUCCCACUGAGAAAGUAGGAGUGGUGGGAAGAACUGGGGCAGGGAAGUCUUCCAUGCUGAAUGCAUUAUAUCGGAUUGUGGAAUUGGAAAAGGGAAGAAUCAUAAUUGAUGAUUAUGAUGUGGCAAAGUUUGGACUGACAGAUUUGCGCAGGGCCCUAAGUAUCAUACCCCAGUCACCAGUUCUUUUCUCAGGGACGGUGAGAUUCAAUAUCGAUCCAUUUAGUGAGCAUAAUGAUGCUGAACUCUGGGAGGCUCUACAAAGGGCCCAUAUAAAAGAUGUCAUCAACAGGAAUCCUUUUGGUCUAGAUGCAGAGGUCUCUGAGGGAGGUGAGAACUUCAGCGUGGGGCAAAGGCAACUGCUAAGUCUAGCGCGUGCAUUGUUAAGAAGAUCUAAGAUCCUUGUUCUCGAUGAAGCAACUGCAUCUGUUGAUGUCAGAACAGAUUCUCUGAUACAGAGGACCAUCCGUGAAGAAUUUAAGUCUUGCACAAUGCUUGUUAUCGCUCACAGAUUGAAUACCAUCAUCGACUGCGACAAGAUCCUUGUGCUUAGUUCUGGUCAGGUUUUGGAGUAUGAUAGUCCCCAAGAAUUGCUAUCAAGAGAUACAAGUGCCUUCUUUAAGAUGGUUCAUAGCACUGGACCAGAAAAUGCUCAGUACCUUGCCAACAUGGUCUUUGAAAGGAGAGGGAAUGGAAUGAGUCAUGGUAGAUAAAAAUGGUCACCCGCCCUUCCAAGAAUGAGUUUAUAAGUUUGCAUUAUGAUUGGAGUUUCAUCACUACCAUUUACCAGAGUCCCAACGUUACAAGGGGAUAUAGCCUUAUGCUGAACAAUUGAAGGUGAACCGAGAAAUCGGCAGUCACUCAUGAACAAUAAGCGUUAUAGCACUCUUGUGUACAUAUGAUCAGAAUCUCCUUGGCAGUUGAAAUGGCUAAAAUUUUAUUGAUAUUUCAAAUGUUAUUUUGUUCUUAUGUGAUUUUUUUUUUCUGGUU
This is a messenger RNA of Camelina sativa (false flax), 4946 nucleotides long. RefSeq names its product ABC transporter C family member 11. Gene Ontology annotation, molecular function: ABC-type transporter activity; ATP hydrolysis activity; ATP binding. Lineage: Eukaryota; Viridiplantae; Streptophyta; Magnoliopsida; Brassicales; Brassicaceae. The record is from RefSeq and is a predicted model, not a curated record. Gene Ontology annotation, biological process: transmembrane transport. Gene Ontology annotation, cellular component: membrane.